AUGGUGUUGUCCGACUACACCUAUGUAUUCGCCUUUGGCACAAUGUUUGCCUUGCUAGAGGCAUUCAACAACGGUGCUAAUGAUGUUGCGAACGCUUGGGCUACGAGUGUGUCGUCUCGCUCAGUGACGUACCGCCAGGCUAUGUUACUUUGCCUGGUCUUUGAAAUGACUGGUGCACUCGCCGUGGGUGCUCGAACUGCGUCGACGAUCAAAAAUGGAAUCAUCCCAAAUUCGGCCUUCGGAGACAAUGCUGGUGUUCAACUGCUCGCUUUCGCUUGCGCUUCUGCUGGUGCAUCUAUCUGGGUCAUGUGGUGUACUCGCAACUCUGCCCACGUCUCAUCCACAUACUCUUUGGUAUCCUCCAUCGCUGGUGUAGGUGUCGCCACCGUCGGUGCUAGCAAAGUACAGUGGGGAUGGAGUGGUGGCUCAGGUCUGGGCGCCAUCUUUGCAGGUCUUUGCAUGGCUCCUUUCAUCUCCGGUUGCUUUGGCGCGAUCACCUUCUUACUCAUCAAAUAUACCGUUCACAAACGCGCAGACCCAGUGAAGUGGGCAGUGUGGACGUCACCAUUUUUCUUUCUGAUCGCUGGAACGGUCUGCACCCUUUCGAUCGUUUACAAGGGUUCUCCCAACUUGGGUUUGGACAAGAAGCCCGCCUGGUACAUUGCGUCUGUCACUCUUGGUGUUGGCUUCGGGCUCUUCAUCCUGUCUGGUCUCUUCUUCCUGCCUUACGUACAUGCCAAGGUCCUAAAGAAAGAUUACACGCUCAAGAUUUGGGAUAUCUUCCAGGGGCCGUUGCUUUUCAAGAGACCGGCUCCUGCGGAUGCUGCACUGGCUAAGGUUCCCAACUACAACGUCAUCCAGCACGGUGGUGAAGAAGAGGACAACGGCGAGCUCGCUCCUCCCAGCCACCAUCACAGCCACAGCCAUGGAGACGUCGCCGAGAAGUUCGCUAAAUCUGCCGACGUGGAUGCUAUCGAUGCCGAUUCCGACAAUAGUUCUCCCAGUCCCGACCACGGUGAGAAGGCUCUUGCACGCGUUGAUCAAGGCGAGAACGCCCAGUACCAGGAUGCCAACGCACACUACAAAUCGCUCCUUGAAAAGGCCCGCCAACAGCACCAUGCGGAGCUCAGGACCAAGAAGGGUCCUCUUGGAUGGGCCAUGCGUACCUUGCACGCAAACCCCAUGGGCGCAGGCUCUAUCUACGAAGUGCACAAUCUCAAGGCUCUCAUGACUCGAUUGCCCGCGUAUGUUGUAAUCGCGCUGACAUAUGGUCUUCACUACGAUAUUCACAAGGCACAGGUUGGUGUUCUCGGCACUCCUGAAGGCCGCCGCAUGGAUCGCGUGUACUCCCAUGCUCCCAAGUAUGCCAACGAGACUGAAUACCUGUACUCCUUCGUCCAAGUCAUCACCGCCUGUACUGCCUCCUUCGCCCACGGUGCCAACGAUGUUGGUAACGCUGUCGGUGUCUGGGCUGGUAUGUACGCUGCCUGGAGCACUGGCAACACUGCCAAGUCUAAAGAGGAGGUCCCGCUCUGGCAGAUCGCUGUCGUGGCCCUGACAAUCUGUUUCGGUUUCAUCACAUACGGUUAUAACAUCAUGAAGGUCAUGGGCAAUAAGCUUACGUACCACUCCCCAUCUCGAGGAUCGUCUAUGGAGCUCGGUGCUUCCAUCACCAUCCUCAUUUUCUCGCAGUACAAGUUGCCUGUAUCCACUUCCAUGUGCAUCACUGGUGCGACCGUCGGUGUUGGCCUCUGCAACGGUACUUUCCGCGCUGUUAACUGGCAACGAGUUGGUCUGCUGUUUUUCUCCUGGGUUAUGACCAUCCCUAUCGCCGGACUCAUCGGUGGUGGUCUGAUGGGUCUUGCUCUCAACACUCCAAGCUGGUGA
This is a messenger RNA of Didymosphaeria variabile, 1887 nucleotides long. RefSeq lists its product as uncharacterized. The coding region runs from base 1 to 1887 and encodes 628 amino acids. The transcript is spliced from 5 exons. Gene Ontology annotation, cellular component: membrane. Gene Ontology annotation, biological process: phosphate ion transmembrane transport. Lineage: Eukaryota; Fungi; Ascomycota; Dothideomycetes; Pleosporales; Didymosphaeriaceae. The record is from RefSeq and is a predicted model, not a curated record.